Messenger RNA from Microplitis demolitor, 3285 nucleotides. Its product is annotated as ATP-binding cassette subfamily G member 4. Gene Ontology annotation, cellular component: plasma membrane. The record is from RefSeq and is a predicted model, not a curated record. Gene Ontology annotation, molecular function: ABC-type transporter activity; ATP binding; ATP hydrolysis activity. The transcript is spliced from 9 exons. The coding region runs from base 481 to 2625 and encodes 714 amino acids. Lineage: Eukaryota; Metazoa; Arthropoda; Insecta; Hymenoptera; Braconidae.
AAACCAUCUACUAUCUAAUCCGCCAUAAUUGUUUGGUUGUUUUCAAGGCGAUUACUCAUUACACCUAAUCCAUUAUUCAGUAAUAAUGUUGUAAAAAAAAAUAUACAUGUAUAUAUAUAUAUAUUAAAUAAAUAUAUAUAAAUCGACUAGUAAUCGUCUAGUAGAUGAUCAAGUGACGACUGACAUCUAAGCUCAUUAUUUUUUAACCUGUCAGGUUUUUAGUAAAUUUCAAGUGUUCAUUUUUUUUUCUAAUACCAAAAAAUAAUUUUUUAUAUUAUAAAUGAUAUAUUUAAUUAUCAUUAAAAUUAAUUAAUUAAUUAUUGAUGUCAGUCAAAUUUGUACGAGAAUAGUGGUGGUUGAGCUUCUCGAUGAUUCGAGUACGUCAGUGAUCACAAAUCAUUUUUUAAUUAAAGAAAAAAUUUAUUUUUCAAAAUACUGAGGAUUUUUUUUGUUGGAUUUAUUGAGAUCUAAGUUUAAAAAAUGAAGUUAGAGGGCAACAGUUCGAGGGAUGAUGACGCCAAUGGAAUUUUAAUGCAACCGAGAAAGGGUUCGGUUGUCAGAGUUCAGAUUGUGCCGAUUCAGCCGAAAACUAUAACGCAUUUACCGAAAAGACCACCAGUUGAUCUCGCGUUUACGGAUUUAACUUACAAAGUCAGAGAGGGACGCAAAGGAAAUGAGAAGACAAUUCUCAAAUCUGUCAGUGGGAGAUUAAGAUCCGGCGAACUUACGGCAAUAAUGGGACCGUCUGGCGCUGGAAAAUCAACUUUACUUAAUAUUCUUACUGGAUACAAAUCUUCAGGAAUGGAAGGCAGUAUAACGAUGAAUGGAAAUGAGAGAAAUUUAAGCACAUUUAGAAAAUUAUCAGCUUACAUUAUGCAAGAUAAUCAAUUACAUGGAAAUCUUACCGUUGAAGAAGCUAUGAAAGUGGCAGCUAGUUUAAAAUUGAGCAGUAAAAUUGACAAAGCAGAAAAAGAAGAACUUAUCCAAGAGAUCCUUGAAACACUCGGAUUGGCAGAGCAUCGUCGCACAAUGACCUCGAACUUGAGUGGAGGACAGAAAAAACGUUUAUCCAUCGCAUUGGAACUGGUUAACAACCCUCCAAUAAUGUUCUUCGAUGAGCCUACGAGUGGCUUAGAUUCAUCAUCGUGCUUCCAAUGUAUCUCAUUAUUAAAAACACUCGCUCGAGGUGGGAGGACAAUUAUAUGCACGAUACAUCAGCCAAGUGCGAGAUUAUUUGAAAUGUUCGAUGCUCUCUACACUUUAGCUGAAGGCCAGUGUGUAUAUCAAGGUUCAACAUCACAAUUGGUACCGUUUUUACGUUAUCAGGGACUUAAUUGUCCCAGUUAUCACAAUCCGGCUUCAUUUAUAAUCGAAGUAGCCUGCGGCGAAUAUGGAGACAAUAUAUCGACAAUGGUGAACGCCAUAAAAAAUGGAAAGCACGACAUCCGGGACGGCUACCCCUUCCCGGACUCAAAGUCCGAUAACCUGAACAACGCGCACCAGGGCGUCAACGGCCUAACGAAGGACGAAAAAUCCCCGGGCCUCCACGAGGUGAUUCCCAUAACCGACAAAAACGACGCCAGCAACAUAAAAGAAAAAUACCCCGAGAAGACCGAGAGCCUUAACCUAAAAGACAACCAUCCCAAUGGCGGCGUGAUACCGACGUACGCGACCAACGACAUUUCGAAGCACGAGUUGGUGAUAACCGUCGACGAAAAGAAGGACAAUAUCGACGUAAACACUUCGUUGUUAGACGAAACGAUGGUUCACACUCCCAAGAGAUAUCCGACCUCAGAGCUGACCCAGUUUUGGAUCGUCUUGAAACGGACGUUGCUUUUCAGCCGUCGGGAUUGGACGCUCAUGUACCUCCGUCUUUUCGCUCACAUUCUAGUGGGGUUACUUAUCGGCGCACUUUACUAUGACAUCGGUAAUGAUGGUGGCAAAGUGCUGAGUAAUUUAGGAUUCUUAUUCUUCAAUAUGUUGUUUCUGAUGUACACAUCAAUGACUAUUACGAUAUUGUCAUUUCCGCUGGAGAUGCCGGUUCUGAUGAAAGAAAAUUUCAACCGAUGGUACUCAUUAAAGUCAUAUUAUUUAGCCAUCACUAUAUCGGAUCUUCCAUUCCAGACAAUUUUCUGUAUGAUGUACCUGUGCAUCGUUUACUUCUUGACGAGUCAGCCGUUGGACGCAAUGAGAUUCAGUAUGUUCGUGGGCGCUUGUUUGUUAAUUUCAUAUGUCGCGCAGUCGGUGGGUUUGGUCGUUGGAGCCGCAAUGAAUGUACAAAAUGGCGUCUUCCUGGCACCUGUGAUGUCGGUUCCAUUUUUGCUGUUCUCUGGGUUCUUUGUCAGCUUCGAUGCGAUACCCGUGUACUUGAGGUGGAUCACGUAUUUGAGUUACAUCAGAUAUGGGUUCGAAGGCACUGCCUUGGCUACUUAUGGAUUCUCACGUUCUAAGCUCAAGUGUUUCCAGCCCUACUGUCACUUCAAGGAACCGACGACGACGCUCGAAGAACUCGACAUGCUCGACGCUGACUUCACACUCGAUAUUCUCGCAUUAAUUUUAAUUUUCCUGGUGCUAAGAAUCGCGGCCUACUUAUUCUUAAGAUGGAAACUAAAAGCUGCUCGAUAAAAAAAAAAAUUAUACUAAAAUCGUACAAUAAUUUUUCUAAAAAAAAAUUGUUAAUUUUUAUUGACUGUUUUUUUUUUCUUUAAUCAAAAAUAUUUACAAAAAUAUUUUUGCGAGUAUCGAAGUUCUUCAACGUGUAAUUUUAUCUGCUAUUAUAAUUAUUUAUUAAAUGAUUUAUUUUCCAUUAAAUUUAAGUUAUUUUCUUACUGCAUUUUUUCUUUUUUUUUUAAUUUAAAAUUUUAUUGUUAUCCUUUUAAAAAAUUUUUUGUUAAAUUCGAUUAAAAAUUCGCUGACGGCUGUGAGAAUUUAAUUAUUUAAAUAAUUAAAUUAAAGUGAAAUUAUUUUCAAAAAAAUUUCGGUUAUGAAAAUUUAAAAUAAAAAAAAAAAUUAAUAAAUUAAGAAAAAAUGCAUGAGUUAAAAAUAUACGAGCUUAUCUUGCCAGAUAAUCGUAAUCGUAAAUAAUAAUUUAAUUAUUAUAAUUGUUAUUAAUUAAUAUACUAAUAAAUAAACCAAAUACUGUCGCGCGCAAUUUAGAUUUUAAUAAUUUUUUUUAAAUAAACGGGAAAUAGUAUCGGUGCCUUACAAAAAUUAUAAAUUGAUUUUUUUAAUUAAUUAAUUAAUUAAUUAAAAAAAAAGAAAUUGUUAUACAUAAUUAUUAUUUUA